UAUGGCCCGGCCGGUCCGGCCCAUCUCCGUGCUAACGCCGCCUCUACCUCCCGCAGCCGUUCCCCGCCCGGCUCCGAGCAUGAAGACCGAGGAGGCUCCCUCCUGCCUGCAGCAGGCCACCCCGGUACUGGGCUUUGCGAGUGCAGAGAUGUGUGUGUGGAGUGCUGCCACAUCCAGACACUAACACUACAUGAGGUGCAGGGGGGCAGGGAGCUGGCCCCCACGUUCUCCUGUCUCGCACAUCAGCAGCAGCAGCCUGGGCAGGGCCUGUCCUUAGUAACCUGCUGCAGAUAAUCGAGGAUCGGACUCCAAAAUGCGGGAGGUUUGUGCCGGCUGUGACACGCCCAUCUCCGACCGCUUCCUCCUGCGAGUCAACGAGCGCUCGUGGCAUGAGGGCUGCGUGAAGUGCACAGCCUGUCUGCAGCCACUUUCAGGCACCUGCUACUGCCGCAACCGGCAACUGUACUGCAAGCAUGACUACGAGAAGCUGUUCCAGACGAAGUGCAGCAGCUGCCUGAAGGCUAUUGCCCCAUCCGAGUUCAUCAUGCGGGUGCUGGAGAAUGUCUACCAUGUCCACUGCUUCUACUGCUGCGAGUGCGAGCGGCGCCUGCAGCGUGGGGACGAGUUUGUGCUCAAGGAGGGGCAGCUGCUAUGCCGCAGUGACUACGAGAAGGAGAAGGAGAUGCUGAGCGCCAUCAGCCCCGCGCCCACUGAGUCUGGUGAGGGGGCUGGGCAGGGAAGAGCAGUGAAAAGCGAGGAUGAGGAUGGCAGCCACCCGCAUGGCAAAGGCGGCGAUGAAGGCAAGGACCACAAGCGCUCCAAGCGCCCGCGCACUAUCCUCACCACCCAGCAGCGACGAGCAUUUAAAGCCUCCUUUGAGGUCUCCUCUAAGCCCUGCAGAAAGGUGAGAGAGACCCUUGCGGCUGAGACCGGCCUGACCGUCCGAGUAGUGCAAGUCUGGUUUCAGAAUCAGAGAGCCAAGAUGAAAAAGAUCGCACGCAGGCAGCAGCAACAGCAGCAGCAGCAGCAGGAGCAGGAUCAGCUGGGCAAUCCGCGCUUGGGGACAGGCCGUGGCACAGGCCGCAGCAGCCGGCAGAGCAACGAUGACAGUGAAGAUGGCGCAAGUGUUCAUGGACUGGACGGGCUCAUGGUCCCCUAUCCCCGGAUCCCCCAGCAGCAGCUGCUGCCCCUGGAUCAGAACAGCUACAGCACAGACUUAUACAGACAAGGGCUCACACCGCCCCAGCUGCCAGGAGACCAUCUACAUCCCUAUGAUUCAGAAGGCGUUUUCCAUGACAUGGACAGUGACAGCAUCGGCCACUUGGGUGACUGCCUGCUGUCGACGGCCGAGGCCAGCCUCCUCCAGGCGCGCGUGGGGAACCCCAUUGACCGGCUCUACUCCAUGCAGAGCUCCUACUUCACCUCCUGACCGCGGAGCAGCUCCUGGCACCCGUGUGUGUCUCGGACCAAGGCUGCUCUGAUUUCAGGUGGCAGGGGUGGGGGUGGGGGCAGGAAAGACGAAGCAGAGCCCUGCAGAGGAGCUCCCUGAACCCUGCGCAGUGCAAGGAGGCGACUGGGUUUCCAAGCAUGUGAGCACUAAUUCAGGGGCAUCUGCAGCAGCCUGGAGGACUUCUCUGCAUUGCCUCUCUCCUCCCUUUCUCUCGUCCCACGUAGAUGGAUGGUACAAUGUUGUUUAGCUGUAACCGUAGCAGUUGUCAAGUGUUUAAGCGUCUGAGCAUCACGUCCUUCAAAGACUGGCCUGGUUGCCCAGAUGUGUUCUUGGAAGCAGCCAGCUCCUCUGUCCUGCCACCCAUGUUUGCUCAAACCCCAGCACUGAUAGACCUUGGCAGCACCCUUGUGGCCUGGCUCCUGGGAUUCCAUUCAGGCAGACCAAAGACUUGGGAUGACUGACUGACACCACUGUCAUUUUGGAGGCUGCCUUCAUGGGCCCAUGUCAGUUGGCACAGGAAGCAUUUCAGUGACUGGGAGGAACAGAGGACAGGCCAGUAUGGAAGGAAAGCUCUGUGCUUAGGGGUCCAUCCACCUCCGUGAACAAGGGUAGACUCAUCUCCUGGUACUACGCAAUGAUGCUGGGGCCACCAUGCCUGAAAGGAGCAUCUCUGUGGUCCAUCUGCCUGGAGGCCCUCUUUUUGCCAUAGGUUUCACCCCGUCCCUUUCUAGGUGGUGAAAACUUGUAAAACAGCAGUCACCAGCAUGCCUGAUUCCCAGAGCAGCAGACCCAGCAGGGAGGGUUGUGCUGCAGCUGCCAGGGAGCUGGGCGUGCUGAUGUCUUGGUACGUGCUGUCUUGGUUCCAAAGCCACCCAGCCUAGUUUCCCCAAUGCAUAAAACACUCCUCCAUGAGGAAGAAGUCACUGAAGGCUGUCCCUGCCACAGAUCUGAGGGAAGCCACCCAGGCACAUCAACAACCCAGAACCGUAGACCUGCUGCUAGCUCCCUUUGCUAUGCCAGGAAUUCCCCAUCUUCUCAAGGAGCUCAUGGAGGCAGCCUGUCACCAGGGAUGCAGAACUACAGCCCUUACACAGCUCACACUCCCAUUGCUUGCCUGUGAAUGAAGCUGUACAAACAUCCCACAGUGACCAGCAGCUGUUGCUCACUCAUUUAUAAAGCCAGACUCUAUCUGAACCAUCCCUUGGUCCCAGUGUCAGAUGGUUUUUUCCCCUUAAGGCGACUCUGUAAAUAGGUGAUAAACACUUUGUUGUUUCUUUUAGGGGGAGAAUCCUGUCCCUGGUAACUGACAACAUGUGAGUUACCUCCAUCUGAGCAGGCCAGUUCUAAAGGAAGGUUUUACCCAUCCACUCCACACCCCAUGGCUGCCGUUCCCACCUCUGCCAUGUGUCUGUCCACCCAUAAGAAACGAGACUGAAACCUCCCAGAGCUGCGUGUUUGUUUCUUUUGGUGGCUUUUUGCACUAGAGAUGGUCUCGGUUUAGAUUGUUUUGAGAGAAUGUUUCAGUGAACCAUGUGCCAAUGUGUGUGUUUCCUCCAAACACUGGAACCAGCUUCACCCACAGAAAUCCCGCCCUCGCGCUCAUUGUGACCCAGUGCUGUGAUGUGCCAGUGGUUUUGCAUGCACAUUUGGAAAUAAAAACAAACUUAAAGCUGAAGUCUAAAAGCUGCCUGAGCACAGUCGGACAAUCCACGCCCUCACUUAGCUCAGGACAGA
Molecule: messenger RNA, 3184 nt
Organism: Alligator sinensis (Chinese alligator)
Lineage: Eukaryota; Metazoa; Chordata; Crocodylia; Alligatoridae
Product: LIM homeobox transcription factor 1-alpha-like
Exons: 9
Coding region: 314-1429 (371 amino acids)
Biological process (GO): regulation of transcription by RNA polymerase II; neuron differentiation
Cellular component (GO): nucleus
Molecular function (GO): RNA polymerase II transcription regulatory region sequence-specific DNA binding; DNA-binding transcription factor activity, RNA polymerase II-specific
Source: RefSeq, a predicted model, not a curated record